AGUGAAGAGGCGAUUCUAGUGUUAGAUGAGCGGGUUUGCUGUGCUUUAAAUCAGAGCGCUCUUUCUUUCUCUCUCUCUCCUUCGCUCUUUGUUUGUCCUGCACUGUCCCUGAUUUCAGCUUCAGGCUUUAAAGUGAGAAGACAGAAGAACUGAGAGUUUCUACAAGACAGCAAUACCUGGACCAAAGGAUAUCCGGACACCUCACAAUGGAUGGAUUGAGGACAAAGUGUUGAGUUUUAUAUACAGCUGUCCCUGGACAAUACAGAGGAGUGUUGGGAUGUCGUGGCUGCUGUGGGUUUGGGUUAGUCUGACAGUCCUGCUGAUGUGUGAGGCUACUUUCUACGAGACCAUCCAGCAGCACCUGGCGCCACCUGGAACCAACAUACAGAUCCUCGAAGGAGGGACAUGCGAGGUGAUCGCGGCGCACAGGUGCUGUAACAAAAACAAGAUUGAAGAGCGAUCUCAGACAGUGAAGUGCUCCUGUUUACCUGGGAAAGUGGCAGGAACCACCAGGAACAAACCCUCCUGUGUUGACGCCUCCAUCGUGAUUGGGAAGUGGUGGUGUGAGAUGGAGCCGUGUCUGGAGGGAGAAGAGUGUAAGACUCUACCAGACAACUCCGGCUGGAUGUGCUACUCCGGAAACAAGAUCAAAACCACCAGGAAUACCCACAAAUACACAUCCUUGUAGCAGAGGUAGAAUCACUGCAAAGCUCAAAAUGGAGGAACUUUGAAUGAAGGGAAACAUCCAAGAGGACAAGCUGAAAUAAGUUUUUCCAACUCUGACCCAACAGCCAUGCGUCUAAAGACUUGAAAUGGAAUCCUCGGCUCAUAAAUCCAUCUGUUUCUGAGUUAUACGGACACCAGACUCUUUAAGAAAGUCUUUGUGGGCGUUGAACACUGCUGUCUCCUUCUUCCUUCUGUUUUUGUUUGACAGCUGUCAAAUAUUCGUUUCCUCUCAGUGGAUAAUUAAACUCGUAUCCCUUUGUGUGGAGUGCACUCAAACCAGCUUUACCUUGCCUGAAAUUAUCUGUAAUACUCUUGGAUGUUACUAUGUCUCCGAAAGAACAUUACUAGUGAAACUGGGUUCCUGUUCAUGUGGAUUUUCAGAAAGGGAGUGAUCCUCUUCAAGCAACUUUAUUACAGACACAAAAUGCAGAGGAAUGACUGAUCCUGCUCGACUGGUCUGGAGAUGUUACUGGAACAUUAUAUAUGACUGAGCGGGCUCUGAAUGAAUUAUGGUGUGACACUAAAACCAAAUAAGUCUUUGAGCAUGAUUUCUGGAAAGUUGUAAAAAAUAGUAAAUGAAAGAAAUGUUUUACAUAAAUAAAAUGAAUUCAAAAGAGGU
Danio aesculapii is the source of this 1345-nucleotide messenger RNA. RefSeq names its product TAFA chemokine like family member 1a (gene tafa1a). The transcript has 6 exons. Bases 278 to 688 code for a protein of 136 amino acids. Gene Ontology annotation, molecular function: receptor ligand activity. Gene Ontology annotation, biological process: regulation of neuroblast proliferation; neuroblast differentiation. NCBI's taxonomy places the organism in Eukaryota, Metazoa, Chordata, Actinopteri, Cypriniformes, Danionidae. The record is from RefSeq and is a predicted model, not a curated record.